UAAUAAAUUCGUCUACACUUAUUCUUGACAGGAUAUUGGGGUCUUUAUCUUGUUGGUGUCCAAUUGGGAAACUAUUUGUUCUUUGGAAAUGAUUCCACUUCUAUGAAGAACAGUCAAUGGGCAAGGAAUAGAGUCUGGAUUCUUACUUUCUUGUUUUGGUUCCUGACUAUAAUUCUGGACACGCAUGUUGAAAAAGUUUCUCGUCGAAUGUGUAACCUGGCAUAUGUUAUGUUUGUAUUGGCAGUGAACUUUCAGGUGUUAGCAAUUCUAAUGCUUUCAGAAUUCAUUGGUGGACAAAAGACAUCAGUGCUAGAAGAAGCAUUCAACCGGAAUUUAUUGGCAUUAUUUCUACUGGCUAAUGUCCUUACUGGGGUGAUAAACUUGUAUGUGGAUACCAUCUCGGCUUCAUCGCUCACUGCGUUAAUCAUCUUGCUCAGCUAUGCCCUUGUUUUAUCUGUUCUCACUGGAGCUGCAGAGUGUUUUGGCCUUAGAUUGAAAUUUUGGUAAACUUGUUUCUGUAAGUUGGGUUCUAGUAUUAAUUCAAUACCAUGAUUGGAGCCAAAAUCACGUGCAUGUAUGUUUUCAUUCGAGGGAGUUGAAACGAAUCAGUUGCUUCAAC
Messenger RNA from Telopea speciosissima, 619 nucleotides. RefSeq lists its product as uncharacterized. NCBI's taxonomy places the organism in Eukaryota, Viridiplantae, Streptophyta, Magnoliopsida, Proteales, Proteaceae. The record is from RefSeq and is a predicted model, not a curated record. The coding region runs from base 103 to 507 and encodes 134 amino acids. The transcript is spliced from 5 exons. Gene Ontology annotation, cellular component: endoplasmic reticulum; membrane. Gene Ontology annotation, biological process: GPI anchor biosynthetic process; protein localization to plasma membrane. Gene Ontology annotation, molecular function: glucosaminyl-phosphatidylinositol O-acyltransferase activity.